ACAACAAUACCGCUGAAGAUGACCCUGCCCCGAGAGGGUGGGGAGUUGUCCAAAAAUAUAAAUAUCUUUAAUUUAUUGGUAAUAGUCACAGUCGUGCAAUAUUAACCAAAUAACCAAAAUUGUAAAAAUGAAAUUGAUUAUCCUUGCGUUAGCUAUAGCAGCGGGAGUUGCCUCUGCUGCACCUCCAGCUGAACAUUCCAAAGAACAAAUCCCCAUACUCAAAUACGAAAAUGAAGGAGUAAAUCAUGAUGGUUCAUAUAACUGGAAUUAUGAAACAGGUAACAACAUUAUAGCCCAAGAACAAGGUGAAUUUAAACAGGGCGCUAACCCUGAUGAAAAAGAAAUGGAAGUCCGUGGUUCCUACGAAUAUACAGACCCCGAUGGAAAGAAAGUAGUAGUUACCUAUAUCGCUAACAAAGAUGGAUUCCAACCACAGGGUGACAUCUUGCCCACUCCUCCUCCAAUCCCACCAGCGAUCCAGAAACUUCUGGAAUGGUUGGAAGCACAUCCUGAAGAAAACCAAGCAGAAGAGAAUAAAAUUAUCCUUGCGUUAGCUAUAGCAGCGGGAGUUGCCUCUGCUGCACCUCCUCCAGCUGAACAAUCCAAGGAACAAAUCCCCAUACUCAAAUACGAAAAUGAAGGAGUAAAUCAUGAUGGUUCAUAUAACUGGAAUUAUGAAACAGGUAACAACAUUAUAGCCCAAGAACAAGGUGAAUUUAAACAGGGCGCCAACCCUGAUGAAAAAGAAAUGGAAGUCCGUGGUUCCUACGAAUAUACAGACCCCGAUGGAAAGAAAGUAGUAGUUACCUAUAUCGCUAACAAAGAUGGGUUCCAACCACAGGGUGAUAUCUUGCCCACUCCUCCUCCAAUCCCACCAGCGAUCCAGAAACUUCUUGAAUGGUUGGAGGCACAUCCUGAAGAAAACCAAGCUGAAGAGAAUAAAGUUCGAUAGGUUAAGAUAAUUUUAUAAUAUGGCAGUUUUUGUAAAUAAUAUGUAAAUAAAUUAUCUACUU
Molecule: messenger RNA, 1013 nt
Organism: Psylliodes chrysocephalus
Lineage: Eukaryota; Metazoa; Arthropoda; Insecta; Coleoptera; Chrysomelidae
Source: the annotation of a GenBank genome assembly